Glossina fuscipes is the source of this 767-nucleotide messenger RNA. RefSeq names its product protein TEX261. Bases 159 to 752 code for a protein of 197 amino acids. NCBI's taxonomy places the organism in Eukaryota, Metazoa, Arthropoda, Insecta, Diptera, Glossinidae. Gene Ontology annotation, biological process: endoplasmic reticulum to Golgi vesicle-mediated transport. Gene Ontology annotation, molecular function: COPII receptor activity. The transcript has 3 exons. The record is from RefSeq and is a predicted model, not a curated record. Gene Ontology annotation, cellular component: Golgi membrane; COPII-coated ER to Golgi transport vesicle; endoplasmic reticulum membrane.
UCAUAGAAUUCUUUGGUAUACAAUAAGAUUAUUAAGAUUUAUUUUCGAAUAUAGAAAUUAUGUUAAAUAUACCUUAAAUCCAAGUAGUUUUGCAGCGCAAAGAAAAAUUUAUUAUCUAUCUCUCAACAAUAGUAACGGUAUUUUAAAUACAGACAAUAAUGGUCUUCAUGUACAUAUUAAGUUGGCUGGCAUUAAUAUUGCAGGUUGUUUUUGUUACAAUAUCAAUAGUGGCUGGAUUGUAUUAUAUAGCUGAACUAGUGGAAGAGUACACAACUGCGGCACGUAAAGUGAUUUUGUUCAUGAUAAGUUUCACGAUGUUUGUGUAUACAAUGUUCAUUUUCUGUGACGAUUUGCCUUGGCGAAUGGUUAUAAUGGGUUUCGUGACGCAAGCUUUUCAUUUGGCGAUUAUGGGCAAUUUUCCAUUCAUUAAAUUUCUAUCAAUACCCUUUAUAGGCUCAGUUGUGUGCUUAAUUCUCAAUCAUUUCCUGGCUUUCCAAUAUUUCACGUCAUUUUACUAUCCUUUUACACAAGUUUUAGCAUAUUUUACUUUAUGUUUGUGGAUGGUACCUUUCGCUUUAUUUGUUUCGUUAAGUGCUAAUGAUAAUGUUUUACCAACCACCAUAAACGAUCGACAUGUAGAUCAGGACGUGGUCUCUAAUUAUUUUUCUAGAAGCAGAAAGCAAGGCUUAUUGUCAUUGUUCAAUUAUCUUAAAGAUUCCGUCAUGCCGGAACGUAGUAAAAAAUCAUUUUAAACUUUUAAGUGUUAA